GCUGUGUCCACUUCCUGGCUGUGUAAUUUUUGUAGUGAUGUGGAACUUUGAAAUAGUAGAAAUAUGACGAAAAUUAACCCAUUAACGAUAUAUCCCCUUUCAUUGAUCGUGAUUAUAAAUGCACUAUUAUUACCAAGUGCAGCUCUAAUUUCGGACAAACGAUUAUGUUAUGAUGAAAAGUGUUCUGAACCCGUUUCUUUGGCGAAGACGUUGACAACAUACUACUCCAAUGAUAAGGAUAUACUUUCCUUCCGGACGAAUGUAGAUGUUAAAGUUUUCAGUAAGGGCGCAGGAAAACGACCAGAUCUCUGGGGAGUUGAGAUACUUGGUAAACGAGGAUACGUUCCAAGAAAUCAUAUAAGGGAGUACAAAGUUCUAAAAAAGCAGUUAAACUUCGAAGUGCCUACAGAGUUAAAAAGCGAGACCAUUCCAAAGGAAAAAAAAUCCGAGUUAGCAGAAGAAAUCGCCAAGAAAGAAGAAACUCUAGAAAAAAGUGCCGAAACUCCAGUUAUCGACUCGAAUGAACUUUCUGAAGAGUCGAUAAUAAAUUCUCCAGAAGAAAAAACUGAGGAGAAACCGGAAGUAUCAGUAAUUGACUCAUCUGCCAAAAACAUAGUUCACUCAGUACCGGUCUUGGAAAAUGUAUCGCCAUCUUACGAAAUCGUAGAUGGAACCACAAUUCCCUUAACGCCAAAUGAACCUCCUUCGGAUUAUCCAUCUGCACCAGUCGAGAACGCAUUGCAAGAUCAGGAACCCGUGUUAAGUGUUCAUCCCCAUCCUAGUCUAGUUUCAUCAACUUUGUCUUUUGUAUCCAAAGUUUUCGACAGUGUAGCGGAAAGGUUUGAUAAAGGAGAAGAGGAAAAAGGAGUUACCAGUGGAUCUGAAGAUGAGGCUAUCAGCGAAAUUAAGAAGGAGGAGACAGAAGCGAAAGAGGAAGUGAAAAGUGAAGAGUUAAAGGAUGAAGUUACCAAAGAGGAAGAAAUUGUAGAAGAAGCAGCGUUUGAGACUGAAGAAGAGAAUGUAACAGAAGAAGCGGAUGAGGAAGGAGAUAGCGAAGAGAACAAUGAAGAUGAUGAUGAAGAAGAAGAGGAAGAAGAGUUGACGCUAUCUGAAGCUAGUGUGACUUCCGAAGAGCCUGUAGGAAAAAUUGCAUCUGAAUCUGAAUCUUCGAAAAAUUCUGAAUCAGAGAAUGAAGUAGAUCCUCAAGUAAACAUCAUCGAUAAAGAGAUUCCAAUCGAGAAUGUGAAUUCUCUAAACGAAGAUUCUUUAAUUAAAGACAAAGAUCCACAAGUAGUUCUUCCAGAAGUUGUUAUCGUUGAGGAGAAAGUUACUUUUGAUACUUUGGAGAAGACAACUGACCAAGUGCCUUCGCCUGAUGCUCAGAUCGAGGAAGUCUUCAAAUUAGAGGAUAAUAUUACAAACUUAGAAGAAAAGCAAGAAAGUGCAGAUAAUGUAUUCUUUGAUGAAGGUUUGAAACCCGUUGUUUUGGUACCAGAGGCUCAAAAUUUAGGAGAAAUAAAAAACACUACUAAAAUUGAAGAGGAUGCUUUUAUUAAUCAAAUUCAAGAACCAGAAGCAAUUGCGAUUUCGUCAAACGCUUCCGAAUCGAUGAACAAAAUAAAGAAUGUAAAUAUUUUAGAUAGCAAUUAUAAUCUUAAUAAUGAAAGUGAAAUUCGCUCUGAAGGUUUUCAAACAUUGAAAAUAGAGGAUCUUAUUCGGGGAAAGGCCGCUCCUAUCGAAAAUAAAAUCAUUUCUAGUGAAAAUAGUGUCCUUUCUGGUGAAAAUAGUUUUAAUCAUAAGGAUAUCGUUUCGAUUCCAAAAGACGAGAGCUCCACUCUCGAAAGUCUGGAACCGCAUUUUCACGAAGAAGUGGAGUCUCUCUCUGGUCAGCGAAUUUUAGAAGCCGAGCAAGUGUCAAAUUUCGAUGAAUUCCCUGGCAAUCGGAACUUAUUGAAUGUGAACGAGGGGCCACAAUAUGAUUCACAAGAGACUCAAAUGUUGAUCAAUGAAAUUGGUCAAAUUGAGGUUCCAUCCGCGUCCCUAAGUGAGGAAAAUAUAAUUAGCGAAGAAAAGCCACCAAUCGAAAGUUUGUUUGAGAAAGCAGACUUGGAAAAGAAAACUACCCUGCUUCCGCCUUCUAUAUUGCCUCCUGAAGUAUGUGAAAAAGACUUUAAUUGUCCCAAAGAAAACGUUGACCAGAAAGGCGAUAGCGCUGUUACUUACGCUGUCAAUAUGGGAAGAAACUAUUGGGAAUUUUUAGUCUACCUCGUGAUAACUUCUGUUACUAUCCUCAUCUUCUCUCUCGGUUAUUAUUACAUCGAGAAUGCAAGGCGCGAUAGUCAAUUCAUCGCGAAAAUAAAUAAACUUGAAAAGGAGUUGAUGAUAUCAACGAAAGAAUGCGUUCUGCUGAACGAAAAUUUAUCUUCAACCAAAACCAAGUUGAAUUCCAUCGAGGACGAAUCAUUUGGAUCGAACGAAAUGGUUGCGUCACUGAAAGCGGAUUUAGAAGCUUCACAGAAUGCAAGACUAGAUUUGGAAGAUCAAGUUGUGACCUUGGAAAAGGAAUUGGAAUCUGCAACAGAAGCAGGAUUGGAACUGGAAAAAAUGUUGCGCGAUCUUCUCUCUUCGAACAGUGAGGAUAAUCCUUUGGCUCAGUCCAUUGAAGAUUUGCAAGCUCGUCUUAAUUAUCAACAGGCUGAGAAUGAAUCUUUGACCAAUGCUUUAAAUUUGAAAAAUCAAGAGAAGGAAAGCUUAUCAUCAGAUCUUGUAUAUUGUAAGAAAAAGUGUGAGGAAUGGGAAAUCGAGGUUAGAAAAUUGGAGGAAGAGAUCAAGACUCAAGGAAAUUUGAAAAUAUAUAUGGAACAGACCUUGGAAGAUAAAUUGCAGAGAUUGGAGAUGGAAUUGAGAGAGAUGCUGGAGGAGAGAUUUCAAUUGCGAAAAGAAAUCAAAGCUAAGGAACUCGAAGUUCAGCAUCUUCUUGAAGUUGUUGACCAAGACAACUCCAAUAAUAUUGACUUUGAUAAACUAUACAAUACUGUCCAGGCCAAAGCUGAAGCUUUGCAACUUGCUGAAGAACGGGACGAACUUUUGGUGAAGCUGAAAUCUGUUGAGCAUACUCAGCAAUUGCAAGAAGAACGUAUGAAGCACGCGAAAGAAGAAGUUCUCGCAAUGACUGAACAGUGCAAAGCUUUUGAAAAAGAGAAAAAAGAUGCAGAAACUAAGCUCGAAGUUUUAUCCAAUUUUUUCAAGGAGAAAGAAGCCCAGAGGCAAAAGGAAGAAGCUGUUUGGUUACAAAAGCAGGGCGAAGUUUCUUCCACGGUUGAAAGGAUACAGAUGAUGCAGAAUGAAAUACAAAACUACAAACAGCAGAUAGAAAUUCUAAAACGAGAGAUCGUGGACCAGGAAAGGGAAUAUAAAAGUCAGAUAGGCGCUCUUGAAACGAAGGCGCAUGAGCACUGGGUUGUGGCCCGACAAAAUGAGCGAAGGUUAGAAGAAUUGAAAGCGGAAUCAGGUCAAUUACGUAAUCGACUCACGUUAGUAGAGAAGAGUAUCAACGACCCUGACCCCGACGUUAAACUCCACCGCUUGGAAGCAAACGGAGAGACAGUGACAUCACCUCCCCUCUUCCUAGGAGCGGACACUUCCAGUUCUCCUAUCAUGUUUAGCAACUCCUCCGGUGUUCCACCUCCGCCUCCACCCGGCUACAUGAUCCUCGGACCUGGAUUCCCUGCUCAUCCGUACUUACCUCCACCUCCACCUGGCCCUGGAGGAAUGCCGCAUUUUGACGUCGGACAGAGACCACCGCCCCUAGGUGGAAGACUUUCUUCGCCACCACCCUUACCUCUCCAACCACCUUCAUCCGGCAGAUAUGAAAAUACUGGCUCGCCUCCGCCACUUUCGCCGCCCUUACCACCUCCCUAUGGUCGUCACAGAUCACCACCUCCGCCUUUUAGAAACGAUCGCAUUCAUCCACCUCCACCACCUCCUCCCUCGUUAUUACCUAUGCCUCCCUUAGGACCAACGCACACAUGGGGGGAAGAACCACUGCUACCCCCGAGAAACUCAGGUUUCCGUCCUCAUCAUCGAGAUCAACGAGAGAGAAAUCACAAAGGUUCCUUACAUUCUUCCGGCGAGUCGCUGGACAAGUUACACCAUAGUGGAAAAGUCUAGCCCUUUUCUUGCUUUAUAUAUUUUCUAAUGCAAUAUAAUAAUAAGAAGUUAAGUGACCAUAAAAGCAUUUCGUCGCUUCAUUUUGGGAAAAAAACAUUUUUGUAAAAUCGUGUCAAGAUAGAAUGUGCCAAGUCUUUCUGAAAUACAACGGUCUGUUGUAUGGACUAAUUGAUUUCUAUAAAAUUGUAAAUGAUUUUUGUUAUGUAAUAAUAUCUGUUAUUUUUCAAUCAUUUCGUACAGUGUUUUUGUCCUUUUUCGACAUUUAUUUACGUAAUAUAUACUGUCUUAUUGUUUUUCGCAAAACGAAAAUGCAUGAACUGCACAUUUUUCACAUUUAUCGACGAAAAUCUGUUACCAUGUUACAUAGUGUAGAAAAAUAUUUCUAUAUUUACCCAAGUACAUACGAGAAAUCAAAGUGAGACGAAGUAGCAUGAUUUUUCAUUAGAAAAUCAGAAUGUAUAUCCAGUAAAAAAAAACUAAUUGGUGCGAAUUGAGAUAAAUACGCUAGGUGCCUCCCUGAAUAUCGCUUUGCGACAAUUACGAGUUUGAGCAAGUUGUGAAGUCGUGUAAAUUCAUGAAAAGUAAUAUAAUAAUCUUCAAAUAUCCUAUUCGCCCAAGUUUAUCGGAAAAUUUUUAGGGGGGGGAAAUUCUUGUGCAUUCUUUAGCACAAAUUAAUUUGAGUUUCAUUCAAUUCAGUGUGAUUUACCCGGUUUGAAAUUGAAAUUCAAUUCUCCUCAAUUCUCUAGCGCGCAUGCAGUUAAAGACAGGCCUAUUAAAUCGAAUUCGUAAAAUAUAAUCAACGUGCUGGCCAUAAAGGAUCCGAUGUAAAUAGCAAUAGAAGACUCCCGUAUUUCAGUAAUCGCUCUCUGAACUUAUCUCUUGGAAUCGCUGGUUCGAGUUUCGAAGCAUGCAAUGUUUAAUAUUUUUUUUUCGGAAUGACCUUGACUGAUUGAUAUACAUUCAAUUCGCGCUGGCUCAAUUCGUUUCAACGAAUCGGAAAGCAAGAUUCGGGCGAAUUAAAAAUGUUAAUUCGCCUCAAUUAGUUUUUUUCUGGACGUGUAUGUGAACUGAAAAUACAAUUGUUAAUAUGAUUUUAAAAAACUGGAAUAAACUUUAAUUUAUUAUUAAAA
Belonocnema kinseyi is the source of this 5300-nucleotide messenger RNA. It is a transcript of the gene Tango1, whose product is annotated as transport and Golgi organization protein 1-like. Lineage: Eukaryota; Metazoa; Arthropoda; Insecta; Hymenoptera; Cynipidae. The transcript has 17 exons. Bases 64 to 4170 code for a protein of 1368 amino acids. The record is from RefSeq and is a predicted model, not a curated record. Gene Ontology annotation, molecular function: protein binding. Gene Ontology annotation, biological process: protein secretion; vesicle cargo loading; endoplasmic reticulum to Golgi vesicle-mediated transport. Gene Ontology annotation, cellular component: endoplasmic reticulum membrane; endoplasmic reticulum exit site.